AUGGCUUCCAACAAGAAUGUUACACCCGUGUCCUUCUUCCUCCUCCUCCUUCUAUUUACCACGGUGAAUUCUACCGCCGUAGAGCCCUCAUGGAAUUCGGGGAGCCAUCAUUGUCCUAUUGAUACCCUAAAGUUAGCAGUGUGCGCCAAAGUGUUGAUCAUAGGUGCAGGGUCUCCACCACAGCAGCCAUGCUGUAGCCUUAUUGCAGGCCUGGUUGAUCUUGAAGCCGCUCUAUGUCUUUGCACUGCCCUUAAAGCCAACAUUCUCGGCAUCCACCUCAACAUUCCACUCUCCUUAAGCAUCAUUCUUAACAACUGUAGGAGGGACACCUCUUUCAAGUGCCCUGAUAAUUAA
Messenger RNA from Arachis ipaensis, 354 nucleotides. Its product is annotated as cortical cell-delineating protein-like. NCBI's taxonomy places the organism in Eukaryota, Viridiplantae, Streptophyta, Magnoliopsida, Fabales, Fabaceae. The record is from RefSeq and is a predicted model, not a curated record.